AUGCCUCCAAAAUUAGAUCAAACAGCUAAAAGAGCUACAAGACUAUCAUUAUCUCAAUCAGGUCAGAAAAAACCAUUCAACAAAGAACCUUCGAGACGCCAGGUAAAGAUUGCUAAACCUGUGGACGAUAUUAACGGAGUUUCAUCAAAUGAAUCUAUUAAGCCAGACGAUCAAUUAAAAUUAACUGAAGAAGAAUUGGAUGAAGCAAUAAGUAACGUUUUACAAGCCACAGAAUCACCGGAAUUAACUGCUCGAGUAUCAUAUAGUUAUAGAGACGGAUCAUUUGUACCAUUUAAAAAUAUUCUUCCGUUUAUCACAUUGAUUGAUUUAAAGUCUACGCUAAUUUAUAAAACAGAAGAAUGCUUUACAGACAAUGACAAAGAAACUGCACUUGAAGAAGUAAAAGAAAAAAUUAACCAUAACAAUGAAGACGUUGAGGUUGACACAGAUGAAAAUGUUGAUGAACGAGUACAAGAUGAAGUGGAUGAAGAAGAAAGUGAAGCUGAGGGAGAUUUACCUAGUGAAGAAGGUGACCAAGGAGAAGGAGGAGAAGAAAUUGACGAGGAAAAAACUUCAAAACCUAAAGCAACAUCGGACUCAGACGAAGAAGCACCAGUAGUUGUACAAGAUGAAUCUACUAACAAUGAUAUAAACUCAUCAGCAAAAAAAAGAAAUGCACCAAAAAAACUUAUGAAUCAAUUUAAUUUCUUCGAGAGAUGCGCACUUACAGAAGAAAUCAUUUUAAGAGAUAAAGAAGUUCAAACUACACCACCAACAAAAAAUGAUUUUUGUACAUAUGCAACACAAUGGAUUAUUUAUGAUGCUUAUAACGAAGAUUUCUUGAAGCAACAAGAAGAAAAAGAAAAAGAAAAAAGAGAUAAAAUAGCUGUUCAUGCAAGUAAAAAGAGUGGUAGUAAAAAAAAAAAAAAUUAUGUAACUGAAGAUCAAACUGAAAAAAAUAUGUUAAUCACUGCUAAAUUUCUGGAAAGAAUUAUCAAUUUAAAUACAAUGGAUGCUAUUGCACAAGAUUUCCGAUACUAUGAGGAUCCAUCUGAUCAAUUUAGGGGUAGAGAUGGAACAGUACUCCCAUUAUGGACAAUGACAUAUGACAAAGCUGACAAUUUAUAUGUGACUGAUAUAAGUUGGAGCCCAGAUUACUUUGACAUGUUUGCUGUUACAUUAGGAACUUCUCAAGGGCAUUUACCAUUAACUGAAAGUCCAGAUGUGGGUUAUGUAUGCUUAUGGUCUUUAAAAAAUCCAUCAUAUCCCGAAUAUAUAAACCAGACGCAUUGUGGAGCGAUGUGUUUAGACUUUCAUCGAAAUCACGGAUUUCUCCUGGCUGUUGGAUUUCAUGACGGUCAUUUGGCUGUAUAUAAUGUUAGCUUGCCAACAAAAGAACCUCAAUAUAUGACAGACUCAGUAAAUACUAAACAUAUGGCUUGUGUAAGACAGGUAGUUUGGGUAAAAGAUUUGCCCGAUGGUGAAUUAAAUUUUUAUUCUAUAUCUGAAGAUGGAACUGUUUGUAAUUGGUUACUAAUGCAAAGUGAAAUGUCAAAGACCAUUAUAGUUACAUUAGUUUUAGACAUUGAACCUCAAAUAACACUUGGUGGAAUUAGCGAAACAUUAAUUGGUAGAGGCACAACAAUUGCUUUUCAUCCCGAAAAAAGUGGAAUAUAUUUGGUUGGAACCAAUGAAGGCUAUAUAUUUAAAUGUAACACAGAAUGGAGCUCAUUUUUUAUGCAAAAAUUUAAAGCUCACGAAAUGUCAAUUUAUAGAAUUGAUUAUAAUAAAUAUGAUCCAAACAUUUAUUUAUCAUGUAGCGGUGAUUGUACAGUUAAAAUAUGGGAGGAUAAAUCUGAUAUACCACUUUUGAUAUUUGAUCUCCUAUGGAGUGUGUCUGAUGCUCUUUGGUCACCGUUUUCAAGUACAGUUUUUGGAGUCAUCACCGAAGAUUGUAAUGUAGUAUUUUAUGACUUAGACGCAGAUAAGUAUAAGAAUAUUUGCUGUCAACCUAUACAACCUGAAAAUCAAUACCAGCUUACUAAGUUGGCAUUUAAUUGGCGGAUGCCUGUAAUAAUUGUUGGUAGUUCAAAAAGUACGGUCGUCGCAUUAAAAAUGUCACCUAACCUUCGAUUGAUAAUGAAACCACCGAAAAAAGGUAAACAUUACACUACGCAAAUGUUGGAAUUAGAAAAAUUACACAAAGCGUUGGACUCAACUCGAGAACCAGAUACUUUAGUUGUACCUGCUGAUGAUGAUACUACAGAUUCAUAAAUUAACGCAUUACGCAUACAUUAUAUAUAAACAUAUUAAGCAAUAUUGUAGUAAUUAUAGUAGCUACUUUCUUGUACAUUCAAAGAAAUAUGAUUUUUUUACAAUUUAUUUCUCUCUAUUUUCAAAAU
This is a messenger RNA of Melanaphis sacchari, 2402 nucleotides long. RefSeq names its product dynein intermediate chain 2, ciliary-like. Gene Ontology annotation, biological process: outer dynein arm assembly; cilium movement. Gene Ontology annotation, molecular function: dynein light chain binding; dynein heavy chain binding. Gene Ontology annotation, cellular component: outer dynein arm. Bases 1 to 2274 code for a protein of 757 amino acids. The transcript is spliced from 11 exons. The record is from RefSeq and is a predicted model, not a curated record. NCBI's taxonomy places the organism in Eukaryota, Metazoa, Arthropoda, Insecta, Hemiptera, Aphididae.